Messenger RNA from Exophiala mesophila, 2796 nucleotides. RefSeq lists its product as uncharacterized. The record is from RefSeq and is a predicted model, not a curated record. The transcript is spliced from 4 exons. Gene Ontology annotation, biological process: carbohydrate metabolic process; peptidoglycan turnover. Gene Ontology annotation, molecular function: hydrolase activity, hydrolyzing O-glycosyl compounds; acyltransferase activity, transferring groups other than amino-acyl groups. Bases 1 to 2796 code for a protein of 931 amino acids. Lineage: Eukaryota; Fungi; Ascomycota; Eurotiomycetes; Chaetothyriales; Herpotrichiellaceae.
AUGGCCACCAAUGGGGACCUCGGUUCCCGGUGGGAUGACACCAGGCAGCUUGGCCAGCUGUUUAUGAUGGGCUUCGACGGUGCUUCUGUUACUGAUCAAGUCAAGACUCUCAUCGAAAAGUAUCACGUAGGCUCUAUAUUACUCAAAGCUCAGAAUCUCAAAUCUGCUGAACAGGCGACAAAACUCAUCCUCGACCUGCAGACUUUGGCUCGCCAGGCAGGCCAUCCCGUUCCCCUGCUCAUCGCCUUGGACCAGGAGAACGGAGGUGUCAACAGUCUUUACGAUGAAACUCAUAUCCGCCAGUUCCCCAGUGCCAUGGGUGUCGCCGCCACAGGCAAUAAGCGACUUGCCAAAGAAAUUGCACGCGCGACAGCCCAGGAAUUACACGCCUGUGGCAUCAAUUGGAUUCUCGGCCCCGUCCUCGAUGUCCUCACAAAUGCGCGCAAUCAACCUCUCGGUGUGAGGUCCAUUGGUGUCGAUCCCCAGGAAGUCUCGGCAUACGGUCUCGAGUGUAUCAAAGGCUAUCAAGAGGGUGGCCUCGCCACCUGUGGUAAACACUUUCCUUCUUACGGCAACCUUGAAUUCUUUGGAGUCCCUGAUGAUGUCCCCACCAUCACUGAUUCCCUCGAAAACCUCAGCCAAAGUGCUCUAGUCCCAUUUCAAACCGCCAUAUCACACGGGCUAGAUGCCAUGAUGGUCGGUGGUGUUGCAAUGGCAUCGACUCAACUUAAUGUCAUGCAUGCCUGUCUGUCCGAGCAGAUUGUCCGAGAUCUUCUGCGCAACGAGAUGCACUUUGACGGAGUGGUCGUCUCUGAGUGUCUUGAGAUGGAGGCUCUUAGUCGGAAUAUUGGUAUCAGCAAUGGAACCCUCAUGGCUUUCAAAGCAGGCUGUGAUUUGAUUCUCACAUGCAGAACACUAUCUGUGCAAGAAGACGCUAUCAACGGACUCAAGCUGGCUAUCGAAAACUGCACCAUCGAUGGCCUUCGCAUCAAAGAAUCGCUCCAAAGAGUUCUCAAAAUGAAAGCCCGAUACACCUCUUGGGAAAAGGCCUUUUCUCCUCCCGGUAUCGAGAAGUUGAACCGGCUACGACCAAUACACACUAGCCUCUCGACUGCUGCAUAUGGCAAAUCCAUCAGCGUCGUUCGAGAUGAUAAUCAAUAUCUCCCCCUCACACGCGUCAUCAACCCCGAAGAAGAGCUACUCUUAUUAACCCCACUCGUCAAACCUCUGCCCGCCUCUGCCUUGUUCCACCAUAUCCAGGAAGAGUAUUCAGCACUUUCCUCCUUCACCGCCCGAAGUCCAAGUGUAGAUACAAAUACUUCCGUCAUGAGUGGUGAACAGGUCUUCCGAGAGCUGGGCAAGAACAUGGCAAAGUAUCGAAGGGGCAAGUUAUCACACACUUCAUAUACGGCCAAUGGAGUCCGACCAUUGCACGAGAAUCUGUUGAGCAGAGCAGGCGCCGUCGUCAUUGUCACUGCAGACGCUGGACGCAACAAGUACCAGAACGCAUUUGCAAAGCACAUCUCCAUGCUGUGCAAGCUGGCUGUCGGUCCAAACGGAGCCCCCAAACCCAAACCCUGCGUUGUUGUCGCUGUCAGCUCACCAUUUGAUUUCGCAUCCGACUCCGCGAUUGGAACCUACGUGUGCACAUACGACUUCACAGACACCGCUCUGCUUGCACUCGUCAAGGUCCUCUAUGGCGAGCUCAGUUCUGCUGGUACUCUUCCGGGCUCACUCGUCCAGAAACCUCAGACAUCCCAUUCGCGCCAACACUGGCUCGUUGAGGGCUUCAAUGAAGAUCGCGAUCGGACCGCUCUCGAGUUUCUCCUCGAACAAUGUCGUGCAGAGCCGUCUAUCCAUGCCAGUCUCCUCCGAGACACUACUACAAACACCUUUCUUCUUCGCGAUCCUAACGUAGAAGAGGCCCAUUUUGUGGUAAGAAAUAGCAGCACUAAAGAGUUGUUUGGCUUUUGUACCACAUAUUUCAAUAAGAACAGCGGUGUGGGCCAUCUCGGUGCCAUCAUCGUCGACCCUGCCCGCAGGCGUUUAUCAAUCGGACACUCGUUGCACGAUCGAGCCGUACGCGCGCUCCUGCAGAGAAAGGGCAUCCUUAAAUUCCAGUUGGGAGUGAGGUAUCCAAGUCUCUACUUGGGCAUCCCCCGUAUUGACCCAGUCGAGUCUCGAAAUCUUCGUCAAUGGUUUGCAAAACUCGGAUGGAACAUUUCACUCUCUACAUCGGUUUUCACCAUGACCCUCCAGAACCUCCCAAGCUGGUCGCCGCCCGAAGGCCUUGCUCAGUCACUGGCUAAGACGGAGGUUAAAUAUGAUUUGGUUUAUGGACAGGAGUAUGCGGACGCAAUCCUGGAUCACCUCACAAGAUCUGCUCGACUCGACGUCCAAGGACUGUACACCGCCGCGCUUGCACACAAAGACCACGCAGGCAUCAUCCGCGCAAAACUGGUCAGCGAUCAGUCAAUCUUGGCCAGCAUUCUUGUUCUGAAGCCAGGCUUCAAAGGCGCAGAGCAUAUUUCGUCCUGGACGCGUGGGACCGGUAUGUGUUGCAUUUCGUCCCCAGUCAUAUCAACCAAAUAUGGCGAUCGCGUUUCUCUUUUCAAAGGGAUUCUAUUAUUGGCAUUGAAGCACUUCAGAAAACAGUCGGCUCCAGCCAUCAUCUUGGAUUAUGCACGCGAGGAUGUGACGACCGAGGCUUUGACCGCCUUGGGCUUCAACACCGAGAUUAGUUUCGAUGAAAUUAUCAGCGAUCCCUCUCACUGGACCAUGAUGUCCCAAGGCUGA